This is a messenger RNA of Gongylonema pulchrum, 312 nucleotides long. The record is from the annotation of a GenBank genome assembly. Lineage: Eukaryota; Metazoa; Nematoda; Chromadorea; Rhabditida; Gongylonematidae.
GAGAUGAAGGGCGAUCGCGCCAACUUGCACUACCCGUCGCUGUUCAGUGGCGAUGUUGCAAGCUACGAUCCCAUUAUCAAGCGAAUUCUCGAUGGCAACGAAAGCCUUGAAAACUUUCGUUUCGGAGCAAUUGAGAAAGACGAAAUCUUCCAUAGAUACUUCAGCGACAAAGUGAAGAAGGCGUGGAAUGAAAAUCCUGAAAGACUGUGGCGAAGAAAAGAACUGAAGCCGUUCGCAGAUUACAUAGAAUUGUCCAAUUUCGCGCUCACGGAAGACGAUCUCAAAGUACUGUACUUUCCCUUGUUCCUCUGA